Prorocentrum cordatum is the source of this 1481-nucleotide messenger RNA. The record is from the annotation of a GenBank genome assembly. NCBI's taxonomy places the organism in Eukaryota, Dinophyceae, Prorocentrales, Prorocentraceae.
UCUGGGCCCGCACAGCCCCCCAAGAGGAGGUACUUCCGACAUCUUGCCGCAGGCAGUGCCGGGAGGCUGGCCUUGGGGCGCCUCGCCCUCGCGGGGCCCUGGGGCUGGGGCACCCCCCUCCGGCGAACGAGUCACCGACCACGGCGGCGAGCGCCCGCCUCUGCUGAGAGGGGGGGGUCAGCGGCCAAGGGCUCCGCGGGGCCGGCCAGCCGCGUGUGCCCUCGGUCCGCCCUCUGCGCCGCCCGACGGCCGGCCGAGCGGCUGUGCCAUGGCAGAGCGGCGCGGCCUCUGCGCGGUCUGCCCGGCGUGCCUGCGCCCGCUGGACUCGGACCUCGUCGCGAGCGGCUGCAACCACGUGUUUCACCGCGCUUGCCUGGCGGACGCGGGCCUGAAGCAGUGCCCGAAGUGCGGCGACGCCGCCUUCAAGGAGCGCACGCAGACCCUCUACAGCGUCAGUUUCGGCGCCUGCGGCGACUGCGCUGGGCCCGGCUCCGCUGCGCCGGCAGUGGGCGUCGUAGAUGACAGCGACGACGACGUCAUCGUGGACACCGUCGAGGCGAGGAUCAGCAGAGAGGUCACCCAGAUCCUCCAGCUGGAGCGCUCGGUGAAGAGCCAGCGGCGGGAGCUUGACGACAAGCAGAGGGAGCUGGCGCAGCAGAAGGAGCAGCUGGAGCAGCAGGAGCAGAAGCGGGCAUCCAGGGUGCAGGACACGAAGCGGCUCGCGGCGCAGCGCCUGUCACAGCAGCAGGAGCUGGAAACCGCCAGGCUGAAGUGCCAGUCCCUCCAGGAGGAGCUGAACAGACUACGGCUCCGCGACACGAUUCUCGACUACACGGACCUGCGGCGAAGCUCUGGGGACGAGUCUGCCCUGCAGUUCUUGACCACGAUGGUAAGCACCGUGCAGGAUCCGAGCAAGGUGAUCGUGGACAUGACACGCCUGCGAGGGCACUACCGCACGCACAUGACGAAGUGGCUGAAGGAGACGGGCGCCGCCAAGCAGCAGCUGUCGAAGGUCCGACGGGAGCUCGAGGAGCAGAAGCGGGCCGCCGCGGAGGCGGAGGCCAGGCUGGAGCGCACCGGCGGAGCUCCCGCCGACCGGUCCCGCUCGCCGGCCGCAGGCGGCCGCCUGCCGCGGAGGUGACCCGCCUCCGCGUCGACCGCACGGUUCUGUGGCGUCCAGGCCGCCAGCCUGGCUGAGGGUGACGGGGUCAUGUCACCAGGACUGCCAGGGGCCGCAGUCGGAUGGAGUCCUCAGGGCGCACGCUUGCGCUCGAGGGGGGGAUCAAAAAACACGACACAUCGAACGCAAGGCUGUUUGCACCAUGCUGUGCUGCCUUUACGUCUGUAUGGCACGCAUGGCUGCAUGCGUACAUACAUGAGCGCACGCGCACACGUUUAAAAAUGCAGCGGAUCGCCGCCUCCGCAAGGGCCGCACACACAGUAGCAGCUUCCUAUCUCCUGAUCUCCAUGGCGUAAUGCUA